This is a messenger RNA of Tribolium madens (black flour beetle), 967 nucleotides long. RefSeq names its product brachyurin-like. The transcript has 2 exons. Bases 82 to 915 code for a protein of 277 amino acids. Gene Ontology annotation, molecular function: serine-type endopeptidase activity. NCBI's taxonomy places the organism in Eukaryota, Metazoa, Arthropoda, Insecta, Coleoptera, Tenebrionidae. Gene Ontology annotation, biological process: proteolysis. The record is from RefSeq and is a predicted model, not a curated record.
UAAACCAUCUCGUGAAAGUACUUCAAAAUCACAAUAAAAAUCAGAAAUUUUCGGUUCGUACUAUCACAACUCGAACUCACCAUGAAGGUAAUCGUUCUUGUUUUGGCCAUCGCCGCUUUGGCUGCUGCAGCCCCAAAACCAACCAAGUUGCACUACCGCAACUUGUACAAACCCCCCGUGGGCCCCAUCACACACCGCCCCAGCCUCAGAAUCACCGGCGGCCAGGAAGCCACCCCUCACUCCAUCCCCUACCAAGCCUUUCUCGAACUCUACGCCGGAAAUAUCGGUUGGUACUGCGGUGGUUCCCUCAUUUCGCAAAAUUACGUGUUGACUGCCGGUCACUGCGGAGUCAAUGCUACCGAAGUCAGUGUCAUCCUGGGGGCCCACACACCCUUCCAAGACGAAGACUCCCAAAUCAUAAUCACGAGCAAAGAAGUCACAGUUCACGAGAAAUACGACGGCGACCUUAUCAUCAACGAUAUUGCUGUUAUCAAACUUUCUGAACCUGCGAUUUUCACUAAUGCUAUCAAAGCGGUGGCUUUGCCAAGCAAAGCUGAUGCUAUCAAGACUUUCGAGGGUGAAACUGCGAGGAUCAGUGGUUGGGGUUAUACUACUGGUUUCGGGUAUAAUAAGCUUUCCGAUGUUCUGAAUUAUGUGGAUGUUAAAGUCAUCAACAAUACCAAAUGUGGAGAAACUUUUGGUGAUCUUGAAGAUUCGAUCGUGUGCACGUCCGGAGAUGAAAACUCUGGAUCUUGCAGUGGGGAUUCAGGUGGUCCUCUUGCUAUCAAUGAUAAGCAAAUUGGUGUUGUUUCUUUUGGAGUCAUCUUCUGCAUGCCUGGAUACCCCUCAGCUUUCACGAGAGUUACCAGCUUCUUGGACUGGAUCGCAGCUAACUCUGAUGUUGUUAUCAACUAAAUUAUUAAUUUUGGAUCUAUUUCUAUGAAAAUAAAGCUUUUUCCCAAAAGUC